Peromyscus californicus insignis is the source of this 873-nucleotide messenger RNA. Its product is annotated as putative gustatory receptor clone PTE03. The record is from RefSeq and is a predicted model, not a curated record. The transcript has 2 exons. Lineage: Eukaryota; Metazoa; Chordata; Mammalia; Rodentia; Cricetidae. Gene Ontology annotation, biological process: G protein-coupled receptor signaling pathway. Bases 19 to 873 code for a protein of 284 amino acids. Gene Ontology annotation, cellular component: membrane. Gene Ontology annotation, molecular function: G protein-coupled receptor activity; olfactory receptor activity.
AAAGUUCCCACCAAAAAUAUGGAACUGAAAAAUCAAACAGCAGUUUCAGAAUUCCAUCUGCUUGGACUGACAGACCAUCACAAGCUUCUGCCCCUCAUCUUCACCAUAUUCCUCUCCGUGUAUCUGAUCACAAUUCUGGGAAACCUGCUUAUCAUCAUGGCUGUCAGCUCUGGGUCCCAACCUCACACUCCCAUGUACUUCUUCCUCUCUGUUCUGUCCAUUAAUGACAUUUGUUACAGUACAGUCACAAUCCCCAAAAUGCUGGUCAACAUUCAAGCACAAUAUGACAGCAUAAGUUACAUAGAAUGUCUCUCUCAAAUGUGCUUUGUUUCAGUUUUUGGUGGCAUGGAAAAUCUUCUCCUGGCAGUGAUGGCCUAUGACCGCUAUGUGGCCAUUUGCAAACCCCUGCAGUAUACAGUCAUCAUGAACCAUUUUUCCUGUGUCCUGAUGGUUCUAUUCUCCCUUUUCCGUAGCAUUAUGGAUGCACUACUCCAUAGUCUGAUGGUCCUGAGACUUUCCUUCUGCACAGAAGUAGAAAUCCCCCACUUUUUCUGUGAGCUUGCUCGGAUUAAUAAGCUUGCCUGUUCUGAUACAUUUCUUAAUAAUUUCUUGAUAUUUGUUGCAGCUUUUGUCUUUGGAGGUGGUCCUGUCACUGGAAUUGCUUUUUCAUAUAUUUACAUUGUUUCCUCAGUAUGGCUUCCAGGAGAAAAUGUGGCCAAGAUUAAAGGUGAACCUUCCCAUGCCAUAAGAUCUGGAUUAAUGGUAUAUGCCAUCCCUCCUCAAGAUCAGGAUCAAAAGAGUGUGUCUGCCAGCUUCAAGAUCCAGAUCAUGAAUAUGCCCAAAUUUCUAGAUUGUAGUUCACUCCAGAUAUAG